Fibroporia radiculosa is the source of this 1809-nucleotide messenger RNA. RefSeq lists its product as uncharacterized. Gene Ontology annotation, molecular function: nucleic acid binding; ATP binding. The record is from RefSeq and is a predicted model, not a curated record. Bases 1 to 1809 code for a protein of 602 amino acids. NCBI's taxonomy places the organism in Eukaryota, Fungi, Basidiomycota, Agaricomycetes, Polyporales, Fibroporiaceae. The transcript has 3 exons.
AUGAGACAUUUCUCGCCGUCGACUGUCUUUGCGCGGUGUUCAGUCUAUAUAUCUGCGCCCUCUCGAUCAAGAUCCUGUCGUUCAUAUGUCCGCGAUGCUACGAAAUGUGACACUGUGGGCCGGGUUAUUAUCUAUGAGCCUCCAGACUCAUAUGCGGGUUCCGACGGUCGAAUUACUUUCGACCAUCUUGGGAUCCGCGCAGAGAUAGUGAAGGUGCUGAAUGAGGCUUUCCCCUCAGUCAAGCAUCCCACGACAACUCAACAGCUGCUUAUUCGAGCCAUUUUAUCCAAUAAAGAUGUUUUGUUGAAGGAUCAUACUGGGACGGGGAAGUCUUUUGGUAUACUUCUUGCCCUGCUGAACAAUGCUUUCAAGGCCUCAAUCCAUGAUGGCGGCUCAAAAUCGAAGAGCAAAUCGAAAUCUAUCACGUCACUCGUCAUUGUUCCUCACCGAGAUCUGGCAUACCAGUUCAUUCACUGGGUUGAACGUAUCCACAGCUACUUGCCUCGAGCGGAUCCAAUUGCUUCCAUCGUCCAAGCUGUCGUUCGAAAUGCAGCCGAUCCGCUUCCGGAGCAAAUUUUGCAUCUAAAGGAGCAUCCACCCCGCAUACUCAUUGGCACGCCUCCUGCUUUACUCGAUCUAAUACAAGAAGAUGCAUCUGCACUCAUAUUUGACAAGCUGUCGACAGUCGUCGUAGAUGAAGUGGAUUAUCUAGUGGAGUCCUUCCCGAGGAAUAUGGACAAAUACGCUCGAUUGAAAGCGCGAAGACAGCUGCUGAAGCAUCCGAGUCUCACUCGUCAAAUUCUAAACAAGAUCUAUUGCAUUAACAAGUCAGUAUCGAACAAGAAGUCACAAACAGAUUCAGAUCCAUCUUUUCAUUCGAACGUCGGUUUGGAUCGGCCCCAAUUAAUUAUGGCGAGCGCGACAUUCCGUGUACCCUUGCGACAUUUCGUUCUCGUGCGAAGCGGAUGGUUUCCAAAGAGUCGGGAUAACUUGAUUCGCAUUAUGGGAUCAUCGGUCCCGGAUAAUUUGGUGAAACCUUCCACUGAGGACGUUGCGCGUCAUUCACUUGGCGGUUCAUUCAUUCAGCACCAUGCUCUAGUGGUUUCUGAGGAUGGGAGCAUAAAAAACAUCACUGGUGCUGCUGAUCCGCCUCAACCAGAAGAUACCAUGUCGUCGGAUUCAUCAAUAUCGGGUCACACCAUCACAGUCAAUGCAACAGCAUUGUCUCCACCAGACAGCGGUAUAAACGAGGACCACAUGGACUUUGAGAGUAUAGGCGAUGACAUUGUUGUUGAGUCUCUUCCGUUCAAAUACAAUAUGUUAGAGGCUGUCAGCGAGGCAUUCGCGUUGGAUGUGCCUCGGCUCGCUCUUCUUGUCUUGCCUGCUUCAGCGCCGCUGAGGCGAGUCGUGACUGCCCUGUGUGAGUUUGGUGUAGAUGCACGCAAUCUGGACAUCUUUCAAGAGGAGGCUAGAAGCGGGUACCUUUCGCAAGAAACUUCCCGACCUCCGUCAGACAAUCCGACACUGUUGGUUGGCACCUUAGCGUCAAUACGAGGACUGGAUCUUCCAGAGCUGACACACGUUUUCAUCCUCGGGCUGCCUGAGGACCGUCCGGUUGAUACUUACCUGCAUGCUGCAGGGCGAGUGGGUCGCUUUGGGCGUGGGGGGAAGGUCAUCAGUGUCUUAUCAGCACGACAUAAAUCCAAAACAAACAAGGGCAAGUUCGGAUGGAAGGAUGAGCCGCAGAAGAUACAGAGGAUGUUCCAGAUGAUGGGAGUCAAGCCGAUAAAACUAUCACAUUUCUUAUAG